UAUAGGGGGAAAUAAUAUACGAUGUCUUCCGUUUGUUUUAGCUAUGAAUUGAAAUAUGAUGUGUUUUUGAGUUUCAGAGGUUCUGAUACCCGCCAUGGCUUUACCGGUCACCUCUACAAAUCUCUCUGUGACAGAGGAAUCCACACCUUCAUUGAUGAUGAGGAGCUUCAAAGUGGGGAAGAAAUCACACCAUCACUUAUGAAGGCAAUUCAAGAGUCUAGGAUUGCCAUCCCAGUGUUCUCUAAGAACUAUGCCUGUUCCCCAUUUUGCUUAGAUGAACUUGUGCACAUCCUAGCAUGUGCUAAGGAAAAGGGUCAAUUGGUUUUGCCAGUUUUUUAUGACGUUGAACCUUCUCAUGUGCGUGAUUCAGCACCUAGGCCGAACUUGCAUUCUCCGUUGCGUGAGUUUGACACCAACCAUUAAAAUCCUAUGUCAUACUUACUCAACAAGAUCUCUUGUAGCUAAAGGCCAACCCAUUUGGUUGGCCUCGGAUGACCUUCAAUUCGACAUUGUGGAUGCCAUC
This is a messenger RNA of Cajanus cajan (pigeon pea), 523 nucleotides long. The record is from RefSeq and is a predicted model, not a curated record. NCBI's taxonomy places the organism in Eukaryota, Viridiplantae, Streptophyta, Magnoliopsida, Fabales, Fabaceae.